AUGGAAUUUUGCCCAACGUGUGGGAUGUUAUUGCAAUAUGAGCAACCAAAUAUGGGGCAAGGAGCUAGAUUUUAUUGCCCUACCUGUCCCUAUUUCGCUUCUAUUGAGAGCAGGGUCAAGAUAAAGAGAAAGCAAAAGCUUGCUAAGAAAGACAUUGAACCUAUUUUCACUCUCGAGGACAUGAGGAAAGGCGGUGCUGAAACCGACGCAACGUGUCCCCAUUGCGACUUCGGAAGGGCCUGCUUCCAGCAGAUACAGAUUAGAUCAGCUGAUGAGCCAGCAACAACAUUUUACUUUUGCUUGAAUGAGAAGUGUGGAAAGAUGUGGCGCGAGGAUUGA
This is a messenger RNA of Dovyalis caffra, 339 nucleotides long. NCBI's taxonomy places the organism in Eukaryota, Viridiplantae, Streptophyta, Magnoliopsida, Malpighiales, Salicaceae. The record is from the annotation of a GenBank genome assembly.